Messenger RNA from Thamnophis sirtalis, 1795 nucleotides. Lineage: Eukaryota; Metazoa; Chordata; Lepidosauria; Squamata; Natricidae. The record is from RefSeq and is a predicted model, not a curated record.
GGUCACGUGCCGCUUCCCUGGACCUUUUUGCUUUUCUAGCCCGCGAGACCGGCCGGUGGGAGCUUCUAUUUUUUUGGGAACCCGGAGCGAGGCGACAUGGAGUCCCCGAAGCUAAAAAAGCCAGAAGAAGAAGAAGAGGAGGAGGACCGGACUCCGCUUUUAGUGUCCGACUCUCCAUCCAGCCCCAACGAGGUGCCCUUAUGGUGUUCUGCUCGCCUCACUUUAGCAAUAUGGGCCUUCUUUGGAUUCUUCAUUUUGUAUGCACUUCGUGUGAAUUUAAGUGUUGCCUUAGUGGACAUGGUAGAACCAAAUACAAGCUUGAACAAGAAUAUCACCUCAAAUGUGUGCCCAGAACAUUCUUCCGCUCCCGUAGCUCCUCAUAACACCACGGGGAAAAGCUAUCCUUGGGAUGCCGAUAUGCAAGGCUGGAUCCUUGGGUCCUUUUUCUAUGGCUACAUCAUUACUCAGGUUCCUGGGGGAUAUCUGGCACGCCGAUUUGGGGCAAAGCUGCUCCUGGGAUUUGGCAUCUUGGGUACUGCUGUCUUCACCUUGUUCACACCACUAGCAGCAGAUCUAGGAGCCGGAUACCUUAUAACAGUCAGAGUUUUGGAAGGUCUAGGAGAGGGUGUAACGUUCCCAGCCAUGCAUGCCAUGUGGUCUAAUUGGGCUCCUCCAUUAGAACGCAGCAAACUCCUUAGUAUUUCAUAUGCAGCUCUCCACCCAAAAAUCUGUGCCUUGGAAAGCCAUGUUGAAAUCCGUUCCAGUGUGGGCCAUUGUCGUCGCACACUUUUCUUAUAAUUGGACAUUUUACACUCUCCUUACCCUGCUGCCCACAUACAUGAAGGAGAUUUUGAGAUUUGAUGUCCAGGAGAAUGGAUUCUUAUCGGCACUUCCUUAUUUUGGCUGUUGGGUUUGUAUAAUUGUGUGUGGUCAGUUUGCAGACUAUUUACGUGAAAAGAAAAACAUGUCAACAGUCUGUGUUCGCAAAACAUUUACAGUAAUAGGAAUGGUUGGGCCUGCAGUAUUCCUCUUGGCGGCUGGAUUUAUAGGUUGUAAUUAUGAAGUGGCAGUUGUAUUUUUAACCAUAUCGACGACACUUGGAGGAUUUUCCACGUCAGGUUACAGUAUCAACCAUUUGGAUAUUGCACCAUCCUAUGCCGGCAUCCUCCUUGGAAUCACAAAUUCAUUUGGUACUAUUCCAGGAAUGGUAGGACCACUUGUUGCUAAGGCUCUGACUCACAGUAAUACUAUAGAAGAAUGGCGAAACGUGUUUUAUAUUGCUUCUGCCCUUAACUUAUUUGGAGCUAUUUUCUUUGCAUUGUUCAGCAGUGGAGAAGUACAAAACUGGGCACUCAAUGGUUACCAUACACAUAGGAACUAAAGGAAUUCUGGAGAGAAUGACAAAGCAUUACAAUUACAUCACUCGGAAUGCCUUUUAUUGAGGAUCUCUGUUAAACAGACAAAAGUGCAAUUUUUUAAAAAAACAUUUACAUUUUUAAUAUGCUGGUUUUUGUAUUAAACUGGGAUCUAAUCCCAACAAAUGAAUAUCUUCAUUUGGUAAAUAUAUGGUGUGCCAUAUUUUAAUUAUGUUAUCUACUUUUUAAAUAUUUAUUUAUAAAAUCAAUGGAAUGAGUGAUUAUUACAAUGCCAGUAAGUUGUAAUGAAGGGAUAAUGUAUAAAAAGAAAAGCAGAAUGUUUGUGUUGCCUCAAGAGUGAAGUUUGUUAGAAUUGUUCACUUGUAUUUUUCAUGUUGCAUUAAUUUAAACAAAUGGAAAUUAAAUGUUCUUUUACAAUG